GCAGUCUUCUGUUUAUUUUACGUGAGCUGUCAAGUUUGGGAGUGUUUCUUUUUUUGUUUGCUGAUUUUACUGGAAAAUUUGCGUUUUCCUGCAUUGAAAAUCGCUUCGAGACAUGCCAGAGAAAACAAAGCAUCCCGCAGAUUCCCGGAGGGAUGAUGGGCAUGAGCUGGAGACGCAGCUAAUUCUGAGAGUGCCAGAAGAGCCUGCUAAGGCCCUCCGGGAAGCCAUACAGUCAGGAGCCAACAAUCUCAAGGAUCGCCUGAACAUCCGGCUGGAGAAUGACAUCCGCUACGGCGAGGUCUGCUUCGACAAUUGGUACAUGUACGCUAAAGUUGUGGAUUUGCCCACAAUCAUUGAAUCCCUCAAGACCAUCGACAACAAGAGUUUCUACAAGACGGCUGACAUCUGCCAGAUGAUGAUAUGCAAAUUUGAGCCUGAACUUCCGACUCCCGUCGAAGAGGAAUCCCCGAAUAAGAACAAGAAGAAGGAUCCAAACAAGGUGGACAAGAAGUUCCUCUGGCCUCAUGGAGUUACUCCACCAUGCAAGAACAUCCGGAAGCGACGGUUCCGGAAGACGCUGAAGAAGAAGUACGUGGAGGCUCCGGAGAUUGAGAAGGAAGUCAAGAGACUCCUCAGGGUUGACAAUGAAGCUGUGAGUGUCAAAUGGGAAAUCAUUGACGAAGAGGAAGAACGAAAGCCCGGUGACAAGGCAUCCGGGAGCAAGCCAGGAAGUUCCAGGGAGAACAAAACCAAGGCUGGACAGAAGCCUGGGAGAGACGCUGAAGGCAUCAGUGGAUCUCAGAGUUUGGAUGUUGGAGAACAUGACAUCUUCGGCGGGGAAGUGUCAUCCUCUGACGACGAGGACAAUAACAUCAAUGUCCUGGACUUGGAUGAAACCAGUCGCCUCUCAGCCGAUGACAGUAGACUCUCAGACUCCAAUUCCAUGCACCUGGAGGAUCUCAGUCGAGGUGAAUUCCACAGCCCUCGGAAAGGUUCCGGGAAUGGAAUGCUGGAUCAAGCUGGCCCCUCAAGAGCACCUGGCCAGCGUCGGGACUUCUACGGUGAUCCCCACGAUUCCGACAACGAAGGAGACUACCGCGAAAACAGCCACGCCCGGAUCAGUGAACUUCGUCAGCAACUGGAUGAACUUCGUCUCCAGCGGAUGCAGAAGGAGCAGGAGAUUUCUUCGAUUGAGAAUCAGACACUCCGUCAGAGGAUGCAAGACACCCUGGACAGCGUGGUCAGGCAGAUCAGCAGCAAGGAGAUGGAAUUGCAGGAACUGGAGGGGAUUGGUCUGCCUUGAAAUCCUUCUGAACUUUACAAAUUUCCUCAAUAAAGAUUUUGGUGAUUAAAAAAAA
This is a messenger RNA of Phlebotomus papatasi, 1358 nucleotides long. It is a transcript of the gene Taf7, whose product is annotated as transcription initiation factor TFIID subunit 7. The transcript is spliced from 2 exons. Gene Ontology annotation, molecular function: RNA polymerase II general transcription initiation factor activity. Gene Ontology annotation, cellular component: transcription factor TFIID complex. Gene Ontology annotation, biological process: transcription initiation at RNA polymerase II promoter; RNA polymerase II preinitiation complex assembly. Bases 113 to 1303 code for a protein of 396 amino acids. Lineage: Eukaryota; Metazoa; Arthropoda; Insecta; Diptera; Psychodidae. The record is from RefSeq and is a predicted model, not a curated record.